UAAUAAUAUCCUCGUACGCCAUUGGACUAAACGACAAACUUCCUUGUGACGUCAGUGUCCGUCGAAGGGGUCGGCGUCGGACAUGGAAGUCAAGUCAAAGUUGAAAGUCGGGGAAAAAAGAUAGAAAGUCGUUAUUAUAAAUCGUUAAAUAUGAACGGGUGUUAAUUUCAAACUAUAAUGGAUACUAAACAGGUGUAUAUAUAAAGGAUACGAGAUAAGCAAUGGAUUAAAGAGAGGAUACAAUCUUUCAGAUAUUAUGGAAACUCUGUAAUGUGGGAAAUGAUCCUUACGAAGAAAAUGUGGAGUUGAUUGUGACUUUAAAUAAGCACUGUGAACAGGUGCCGAGUGUAAAAAUGAAUGAUAUAUGUCAGCCUAUAUCAUCAGUCGAAAAGGCAAAAGAUUUGGUGCCAAAUUCAGAUUUGGGACAGGAUAUGAAUAAUGUCAGGUCCGAAUCCCCAAAUUUGAUUAAAGGAGAUACGGGGAGUUAUUGUAAUUUUCAACAGUACGGCGAAGGUCCUGAAUUGUAUAAUUGCGAAGAAGUGGAUAAGACUGGUGAAUUUUGGGAUAACGAUAAACUUCAGAGCAGCCAUUUACAGUCUCCUACAGGUGAAAUUGUGUCAGAAGAAACCGAAUGUGAAAAUAAAUGUAGUACAAAAGAUGGUAAAGUGGAGUGUGAAAUGACGGAGAGUGCGAAUGCUUCGAUACCUAAUUCGGAUCGGAGUACGCCAGUGUAUUUAAAAUGGGCAAAAAAUUUGAAGACUUUGCUGGAAGAUGCCGAAGGAGUAAAAUUAUUUCAGAAAUAUUUAAAACAAGAAAAGUGUGAAACACUUCUAGAAUUUUGGCUAGCUUGCGAAGGAUUAAAAAAGUACGAUCCAAACGAUAAAACUCAAAUCAAUCAACUUAAUAAACUCCUUUACAAAAGGUACAUUAAACAGGCUUUAAAAGAUAUCAAACCUGAAACUAAAAAGAAAAUUGAACAAAAAAUCAAUAAUAAACUAUGUACAGAUCAGAGUAUUUAUGAUCCGGCUCAGAAAGAAGUCGAAGAAUUGAUGAUGUGUACUGCAUAUCCAAAUUUUUUAGAAUCUGAUGUGUAUUUACAACACAUCAGGUUGAUUCAAAAUAAUAUGGCAUCAAGUGAUUCGUUGAGAAAUAGUAGGUCAUGUAGUAGUUCAAGUUCUAGGGACGGUUUGGAUGUACUUCCUACUGUGCACGAAGAUAGUGAAUUGAAAAUGGAAAGGACAUGUGGAAGAAUACCAUUGACAAGUGAGCUUUUAAGACAGAAAAAUAGGUUUUUGGAAAGUAAAUCAAGAAUACAGACAGAAGCACAUCCUAAUCAUUAUAUGGGGCCUGCAUCGAGGAUGGCAAGCUCAUGUCAUGCAAGAUAUUCUUCUUUCCUCCCAACUUCAGCACAAGACAGUGAAUUGCAAAGCUUAUCUUCAGAUGCACAGACGGAUGAUACAUCUUCACUUGCAGACAGUAGUGUAGAUUGUGGUCCUGUGUAUCCUCCUAAGAAUUAUUGUCGAAAACACCAUCAUUCAUCAAGAAUAAAUGCAAAUCUCAAUAAGGAUCAUUUUCCUCAUCAGCCUUUUAUACCCAGAACUCACAGGCCACCAAGAGAAUGGUUAACAAAAACCGAACCGAAAGCAUUUGCCGAAGCUUUGAUUGAAAAGUUAAACAAAGUAAAAAGAGAACAAGAAUUAGAAGAAAAACUUGAACAACACUUUCAAAAGUUGGAGUUGGAUGAUAAAAGAUCUUCUAAAGUAUGUGAGAGUAUGAAAGCAUCAUUUGAUAGAUUUGCUGGAUUACCACCUCAGCUUUUAAGUGCAGUAAUUCAAGAUAAGCAGUCUUUUGCUGAUGAAAGUGAUCAAGCAAUUCUUGAUCAUCACAUGUCUCGAGUUUGGAAAGAUAGUGCAACACCUAGCAGAUCGCCAGUUCCAUUAUCUCCAACUCCAGAUGGACAUAGACCAAAUAUACCUGGAUCUUUGAAUCCUUCAAUGAGAAUUGGUUCUCAGUGUCCUAAUGCAACAUGCAAAGGAUCUAAUUCGGGAGGAUUACCUCCAAAUACAUAUCAGCAUUGUCGAUCUUCACCUUAUAACAUGCUUCCAUCAACUGCAGUUUCUAAUAAUAAGUAUCGUAAGGAACGCGAUACAUAUUCUAGUGAUAGUGGAACUGUUCAUGACUUUACACCAGAAAAUGAACCAACUUCAUCAUCGCAGCCGGUACAUAUUCACAAGCACAUACAUCAUCAUAUGACAAACAUUUUCAGUCCUAACUUAUUACCAUCAGAACAAGGUGGUCGUGCAAAUGACAAAAGAUCAAAAGAAAACUCAAGAAGUUCAAGCAGUAAGAAAACAUCAACAGACUCCAGUAGUAGUUGUUUUGAUAGUGGAGUGAGUGUUAUCUAUGAUCCUCUACCAACAACAAGAGCUCGUGAAAGAGUAUGUAAUUGGAUUGGAUCAUUAAAUGAAAAAUAUACCCAUGGAAUACAUGGACCUGAAUUAGAUAAUGAAUCUCCUCCACGUCAUAAAAAAUCAUCACAUUCUUCUACAUCUGCUAUGUCAGGUGGUACAAACAGAUCAAGCCACAGCAAGAAACCACUUGCUUAUAGCAGUUCAAGAUCAGGUUCAUUGGAACGAGGCGGAACAUCUCCUUGGCCCAACCAAUCAAAUCAAAAUACCAUUGGACAAGUUUCCCAAAACAUUAACUCACAUCUUCAUGCUUAUUCAAAUAUCACAUCAUUUGCUCCAUUGCCACAUAGUCCCAUUAUUCAGCCAAGCCAGCCAUUAGCACAAGAUCCAUCAAUGCCUAUGUUACCGCAGCCCGACACAACUACACGAUUAGUCGAGGCUCGCCGUAGACUAGAAGAUGAGGCCAGAUUAAAAUGUUACAAAGGAAGAAUUAGUUCAUCAGGAAGAGAGAAAAUGUGUUCUGAUUACAUUAAGUAUCGUUCUGGAAAAACUAUAGAACAGUUGGAAGAAUUGGGAUCUCAUAAGAAGCAAAAUAAGAAAUCACUCUCAUCUUGCAAUAACAACAAUAAUAAUACUGCUGUUCAGACAAAUAAUGAAAUGACUGUCAUUGGCUACUGCUUCUCUGGAGAAUCUGUGCCUUAUAGAACAAAGUUACCAGGCAAAAAUAUUACAUUGAAACAGUUUAAGUCAUUAUUAAGCAAAAAAGGCAAUUACAGGUACUUUUUCAAAAAAGCCAGUGACGAAUUCGGAACAGGCAUCAUCAAUGAAGAGAUUUCAGAUGAUAAUGAAAUACUACCCCUGUGGGAAGAAAAGAUAUUUGCCAUUAUUCAACCUGUUGAAUAAUUGUAAUAAUUUCCAUCCAGUGUAUACUGUUGAUUUGAAAAUACUUUAUAAAAUUUUGAAACUUUUAAUUGUUUAGAGGGAAACAGAAAUGAUUACAUCAUGUUUGUUUUGAGGUUGAUGCACUUAUUAGUGCCUGCAGUGGAGUGUAUAUCUUGCAACAUAAUUUUUAUACGGGUCUUUCUGUUGACAUGCUGGCAAACAACGAAUAUCCAAAUUAUUCGUGGUUUGCAUAGCAAGUGCCAAACCAAUUUCUCAUAGCAAAUACUCUGAUUUUAAAUCUGCUUUCUUUUAAAUUCAAACAUUGUUUGAAAGGAUGAAAUUUUAUUCUUGUAUAUUAAUUUAAUUACGAAAAAUGAAAUAAUCAUGGAAAUGUUCACGUAACAUUUGCAUAUAAAGAAUCCUGCCAAUAUACAAACUGUGGACAAAUCAAAGCACAAUAUGGAUUGUUCAGACAGUUCUAUACAAAUUAAUUUUCUUUAUUAUUUAAAAAUAAAAAAAAAACAAAAAAUGGAUUAUUAAAAUUUUUAAGGCAGUUUUAUGCAAACACCUUCCAUUUUAAGUUAGAACUAAUUGGUGUUUUACUAUACUGAAUUGUACUAGAUAACAAAUUUAUGGGAAAGGAUACAAGAGGGUUUUAAAAUUUCCAUCGAGUAAGUUUCAUGUUUGACUAUUAAUAAUCAUUUUGUAUAUAGGUGAGCUUUGUACAUGUGAUUCAUUGUGUGUGAGACUUGAAGUCUGACAUUAUUUCCUUGUAGAAAAGGGAAGUUUAUAGGAAUCUGCAAACUUGUGCAUAUCAUUUCUUUUGUAAGGUAAAGUUCUGUCAUGGAACAAGAGAUUGGUAGAUCAACCCACUUUGUUAAAACUUUUAUUUUUUAAUAAAAAACAAAAAUCCCAAUGUAAGUAACAACUUGUAAAUAAACUUAUUUGUGUUAU
This is a messenger RNA of Centruroides sculpturatus (bark scorpion), 4244 nucleotides long. RefSeq names its product axin-2-like. The record is from RefSeq and is a predicted model, not a curated record. The transcript has 12 exons. The coding region runs from base 354 to 3311 and encodes 985 amino acids. NCBI's taxonomy places the organism in Eukaryota, Metazoa, Arthropoda, Arachnida, Scorpiones, Buthidae. Gene Ontology annotation, biological process: negative regulation of canonical Wnt signaling pathway.